Messenger RNA from Pteronotus mesoamericanus, 2127 nucleotides. It is a transcript of the gene MMAA, whose product is annotated as metabolism of cobalamin associated A. The coding region runs from base 96 to 1379 and encodes 427 amino acids. Gene Ontology annotation, cellular component: cytoplasm. NCBI's taxonomy places the organism in Eukaryota, Metazoa, Chordata, Mammalia, Chiroptera, Mormoopidae. The transcript is spliced from 7 exons. Gene Ontology annotation, molecular function: GTPase activity; ATP hydrolysis activity; GTP binding. The record is from RefSeq and is a predicted model, not a curated record.
GGGCGGGGCGGAGCUGUACUUCCUUGGCCUUGGCGGGAACUUACAAGUCACAUUGAGCCGAGAAACGUCCAGUGUUUUCUCCAGCUACAAACAAAAUGAAUAUUCCCGUGCUGCUACAACAUCCUCACCAGCAUUUCCUAAAAGGCCUUUUGAGAACACCUUUCCGACGUUACCACUUCAUCUUCCACUCAAGUGCUCAUCUCAGGUCAGGGAGUCCAUGUGCUCGGCCAUUGGACUCCCUGGGACUCCAUUGUACAAAGUGGAUGCUGCUGUCAAAUGGUUUAAAGAGACCAUUAUGCGUACAAACAACCUUAAAGGGACACACAGAAGGACUUUCUGAUAAAGAACAAAGAUUUGUGGAUAAACUUUAUACGGGUUUAAUCCAAGGGCAAAGGGCCUGCUUAGCAGAGGCCAUAACUCUUAUAGAAUCAACUCACAAAAGGAAAAAAGAGUUAGCCCAGGUGCUUCUUCAGAAAGUACUGAUCUACCACAGAGAGCAAGAGCGAUUAAAUAAAGGAAAACCACGAGCAUUUCGAGUGGGAUUGUCUGGGCCCCCUGGUGCUGGAAAAUCAACCUUCAUAGAAUAUUUUGGAAAAAUGCUUACCGAGAGGGGGCACAAGCUCUCCGUGCUGGCCGUGGACCCCUCUUCUUGUGCUAGUGGUGGAUCACUCUUGGGUGAUAAAACCCGAAUGACUGAGUUAUCAAGAGAUAUGAAUGCCUACAUCAGGCCAUCUCCCACUAGAGGUACUCUAGGAGGGGUGACAAGGACCACCAAUGAAGCUAUUCUGCUGUGUGAAGGAGGGGGCUACGACAUCAUUCUCAUUGAGACUGUAGGUGUGGGUCAGUCGGAGUUUGCUGUUGCUGAUAUGGUUGACAUGUUUGUUUUACUACUGCCACCAGCAGGAGGGGAUGAAUUGCAGGGUAUCAAAAGAGGUAUAAUUGAGAUGGCAGAUCUGGUAGCUGUCACCAAAUCUGACGGAGACCUGAUAGUGCCGGCCCGCAGGAUCCAAGCAGAGUACGUGAGCGCACUGAAGCUGCUCCGCAGGCGCUCGGAAGUCUGGAAGCCGAAGGUGGUUCGUAUUUCUGCCAGAAGCGGAGAGGGGAUCACCGAAAUGUGGGACAAGAUGAGAGAGUUCCGGGAGCUGACGCUUGCCAGCGGGGAGCUGACCGCCCGGCGCCGGCAGCAGCAGAAGGUCUGGAUGUGGAAUCUCAUCCAGGAGAGCGUGUUGGAGCACUUCAGGGCCCACCCCACGGUCCGGGAGCAGAUUCCUCUGCUGGAGAGGAAGGUCCUCAGUGGGAUUCUCCCCCCGGGACUGGCGGCGGACUUGCUGCUGAAAGCUUUUCAGGCCCAGACUAAUGAGAUGCAUCCUAUGCAGUAAUUUUCCUUAUCGCUUCCUAAAGUGUUUUCAUAUUGAAAGUCCCCCGUGUGCUUACAUUUUUAGUAAUGCUUUCAGGGCAUCUGUGGCCUCCAUCUUGGGGAGCCGUGCCUGCAGACUGGAAGAGCGUUAGAUAUGGAUGGCAGAGGCGGGCAGUACUCGCGAGGCGCCUGCUGCCUCUUACUGGUUUCGGGCCUUUCUCUUUCUCUCUGUUCUCUGCCCCGGCACCAUGGCCUGUAGAAGAGUUCUCAGCCGUCAGGAGCGGAGAAGGCUGAAGACAGCAGAAGAUCAAGUACCUUAAAAUGCUUCCCUUGAUUCUCUGUCCUCUGGGAAUUUUGAGGGACCAUGUAAGCAAGAGUCACCACGUUUCGGAAGCCUCACAUGAGGCCAGAAUCACGCACGGUGAGGCUCUGAGAGCUGAAAGCCAUGACUGAGGGUUCCAGGCAUUUCUGAGAUGGCCAUCCAUGUCCACGAGCAACAGAACAGCUGGAAGGUGUAGGGGUGUGAACACAACGUUAAAGUUUCCUUACCUGUAAAAUUAGGAGAAGGAAAGCUACUUUAUUGGGUUGUUGGAAUAAUUAAAUGAGAAAUUAUAAAAUGCUUCGCACUUAAUAAUUGGGUUAAGUGUUGUUAGAAAUAUUACACAGAGACAUGAGAUAUAAAUAAAUAUGUGUUACUGAUAUGCUGAAAGGUGUGAGCUUCAUGGAAAGGGUUAAUUAACCUUUAACCUAAUUACUGGUAACACUGAAAC